CUGGGUGGUGAAGACGCAGUUGAAGUUCAGCUGAGUGAGUUGAUUUGCAGAGGAAGCAAUUUCUGUCCAUUUCUGUGAGAAAAGCUGUGAAAACCAGAGAAAUUGUGAUUGUAAUGGAAAAGGCGAAGAUACAGGAGAAGCUUAACAAGUACAAAUUGGUGGUGAAGCGAUGGGAGAAGGAAUUCAAGGAGAAAAACAAGCGGAUUCCAUCAAAGCACGACAUCCGAGAGGCCAGGAAGGAGAUCAAGGAUGCCUACAAGAUGUACUACAAGAUCACGACUUCCCUGUUGAGUAAUACACUCACGGACGCUCUCGAUGACGACGAUGAAGUCUUUCCCUCGGAUCCGCACGAUUCCUCCAACAGUUUGUCAAACAGUGACGCUCACUCGCCGGGAAAUGGCAUGGACUCAUCGGCACUGGACACUCCCGAAGUGCUGGCCAACGAGAAGGCCUGGGGAAGUCAUCUGUGUCGAAAGACCGCGUCGAAGGCGAAGAAAGAGCCUCCGAAGAGAGCCUCAAUGACGCUGGCAAAUAAGUUGAGUUCCUCAAUGACAUUCUCAAAGAGGAAUCCCAGGAAAUCCUUCAAGCGCCUCAAUUCCUCAGCCUCAGACAAGAGCGACGGCUCACGCGCUGCUCCUUCGCUGGACAUCCCGGACUUUGAGACGCUGCUGUCUCAGCGAUCCUUUCAAUUGCCCGAAAUUGCCGCAACUUCGGCAAGUGAUAAGAAAACGCUGAGUGCGGAGAAGAAAUUCGAUCCGGGAUGGAUUGAGCGGUGCGGUGAGAAUUCUGGCAAAGUUGCCAGUGCAGUUACCAAGCAAGCAGACUCUGACGCAUCUGUAGUGGAGGACAGCGAAGAUGAAGCGACAAUUCUGAGUCAGCAAUCUGUCCGGCAUGUGCUGAAGAAGCGCAGAGUCUUCAGUUCCAUUCACAAUCGCCAGGCGAGGGAGAUGGAGAGCAGAUUGCGGGCUCAGGAGGAGGCUAAGAAGUGUGAAGAGGAGACUGAAGAGCCUGUAAAAUCUCCCAAGAAAGCCCCGAAGAGAACUCGUGGGAAAAAUGACGUGAAUUACAGAGAAGAUUUUUCCGAUGAUUCGCCUGAAGAGAAGAUAAAAGACAAGAAUCCCAUAAAACCGACUGCAGAGCAUUACGUUCCUCCACUGGACACAGAACUGACCAAGAAGGCUCCUCGAGUGGAUCAGGACUUUCUCUCAGAGAGUGAGAAACUCUUCGACUCUUAUCUGAGUCAGAAUCUUCCGGAUGGCAAAGAUUGCGCUGGUGAAAGUGCAGCGAAAGCCUCGAAGGAGGAGAAACUCCUGAAGAAAGUGUCUUCGGGAAAGGCAAAUGAGAAUUACGUGCGAAUUAACAUGAAGAAGAAGGUGUUUGUGCGCGGGAAGAAGACACUGAACUACUCGAGAUACAAGAAGACGCUGUGGAGGAAGAAGAAAGCCGCUGCGCUGCUGGAUGACAAGGGAUGCGAUGGGGAAGAGCUGAAGUGCUUCGAGUGUGGAUUGGCGGGACAUUUUGCUGCCAAGUGUCCCAGGAAGGAGAAUUUCCCCAGCUUUCCGCCAACUGAAGAAGCUGACGAGGAGUUUGUGGCGGAAUCUGAGCUUCAGACACUGGAAGAUGCGGCCAAGAGUGCUGUGGAACAGGGGAAUUACUUGGAUUCCACGGAAAUUGGUGAGAUUGCGAAGGAGCUUGAGCAGUCUCUCCAGGAGGACGACAGUCAGGAAGCUCUGUAUUCCUUGACUGAUGAUGGAGAGCUGAUGGAAACGCCUCAGGAAGUCACUGAGGCUCUCAAUCUCUUCGGCCAUGCGUCCUUCAGAGCUGGCCAGGAGAGAGCCAUCAUGAGAAUCCUCUCCGGAUUGUCCACUCUCGUGACACUCAACACAGGCAGCGGGAAAUCGCUCUGCUAUCAACUUCCUGCUCUUCUGUACAGUCGCCACAAGAAGGGCAUGACUCUGGUGAUUUCCCCACUUGUGUCUCUCAUGGAGGAUCAGAUUAGUGGCAUUCCCAGCUUCCUGAAUGCUCGAUGUCUUCACACGAAUCAGACGGAGAAGAUGAGGCAACUCGUGAAGCAUGAAUUGAGGGAAGGACGCGUGGAUUUGCUUUUGGUAUCGCCAGAAGCAGUCGCUUAUGGUGACAAGAAGUCGGAAUUCGGACAGAUCCUGAGCUCCUUGCCCAGGAUUGCCUUUGUCUGCAUCGACGAGGCUCACUGCUUAUCUCAGUGGAGCCACAACUUCCGCCCAAGCUAUCUUAUGCUCUGCAAGAUCCUGAAGGAGAAGCUGAAAGUGUCUGUGAUCCUGGGAUUGACAGCAACUGCCACGAAUUUGACCAGAGAUGGAAUUGUCCAGCAAAUUGGUGUUCCUGAUGGUCUUCGUGGUGUGAUUAGUGAUGUGCCUUUGCCGCAGAAUCUCAUCCUGACCGUCUCCGCAGACUCCAAUCGCGAGAAUGCCCUUAUGAAGCUCCUCGAGAGUCCCACACUCGCCGGCAAUUCGGUCAUCAUCUACUGCACACGCCGGGAAGAGUGUGAUCGCGUGGCGAAGCACAUCCGGACGACGACUGGUGGCGAUCAGGCGUCAGGGAGGAAGAGGAAGCGCGUGAAUUGGGUCGUGGAGAGUUAUCACGCGGGUCUGGUGGCGUCCAGAAGGCGCAGCAUUCAGAAUGCCUUCAUGAGUGGCGAACUGAAGAUUGUCGUGGCGACAAUUGCCUUCGGCAUGGGCAUCAACAAGGCGGAUAUCCGGGCAGUGAUUCACUUCAAUAUGCCAAAGAACUUUGAGAGUUACGUGCAGGAAAUCGGGAGAGCGGGACGCGAUGGCGCUGAGGCGCGUUGUCAUCUGUUCCUGGACGCCAGACGACGUGACAAGAUAGAAUUGCAGAGAUUCAUUUAUGCCAACUCAAUUGAUCGCUUCACUCUGCGACGCUUCUUGCGGAAGAUCUUCUGUCCGUGCGCCUGCAAGACAACAGGCAGCUGUCCAGGACACGAGAUCGCCUUCUCAGUGGAUGCCACGGUGCAGGAAUUAGAUGUUCCUGAGGAGAACAUCUCGACGCUUCUCUGCUAUCUUGAGCAACAAGUGGAAUCGAUUGAGGUGCUGAGCAAGGCUUAUGUGAAGUGCAAGAUUUUCUCCUAUGGCGGAGCAGAGCAGCUCCGGAGAGCCGCCAAGUCCUGUCCACCUCUCGCCAUGGCCAUCUCGAUGAAGAUCAAGGAGGGAAAGCUUCGAUCUGACGCCACAAGCUUAGAGUUCUCCACUGUGGACGUGGCGGCGGCGCUGGGAUGGGACAGUGGCGUGGUGAAGUAUCAGCUGAAGAACCUCGAGUGGAUGAGAAGCAAUAAUCGAUCCAGGAGGACUUCGAUUUCGGUACAAUUUGACGACAUCGGAUUCCGCAUUCGCGCUCCGGGAGAUUUCACGGACGAACAAAUGGACAACAUCCUCGAGAUGCUCAUCAAUCGGGUGGCGCAGCAGGAGAAUCUGGAGAUUUAUCAGCUGCAGAGCAUCUUUCAGGGCCUCUCGUCAGUUUCUUCCGCCACUCUGACCACGAUUCUCGACGAGAACACGACGAAAUCCUCUGACGAGCUGAAGACCAUCAUUCGACAGUACUUCGAGAGGACUCAAGUGGGCAAGAUCGAGGUGACUGAGGAGCCAGACGACACCACAGAUGAUCAGCUCGAGCGAGACAUUCGCUACAUGGUGGCCAACUAUCCGGACUGCAGCUUCACGGGAAGAUCUCUGGCCAGAAUCUUCCACGGCAUCUCCAGUCCCAACUUCCCGGCCAUCGUGUGGGGGCGCUGCAAGAUGUGGCGGGCACACACUCUGACCAACAUUCACCGCAUCAUCGCCCUGGCAAAUGCCAUCAUUCUCAAGAUGCGCUCGUAAAGUGUCUAAGAAGUGAAGAGAUUGUGGAUGAUGAAGCGCUCAUUUAGAUGAUAUUGUAAGAUAAAUAGUUUGUGGUA
Molecule: messenger RNA, 3946 nt
Organism: Phlebotomus argentipes
Lineage: Eukaryota; Metazoa; Arthropoda; Insecta; Diptera; Psychodidae
Gene: RecQ4
Product: ATP-dependent DNA helicase Q4
Exons: 3
Coding region: 114-3869 (1251 amino acids)
Biological process (GO): DNA replication; double-strand break repair via homologous recombination
Cellular component (GO): nucleus; chromosome; cytoplasm
Molecular function (GO): 3'-5' DNA helicase activity; ATP binding; nucleic acid binding
Source: RefSeq, a predicted model, not a curated record